AUGGUACGAUACACGAUCGCCAUCGCUGGCACACCACGACAGGGUGUUCCACCAGCGACCUUCGAGGAGAAGGUGGUCGAAAUCUUCUCCCAAGAACAACUUGAAGAAUCAUUCCUCCGUGACGUGAAUUCCAAGGGUCAGGUCCCGGUCAUGGCUUCAACGAGCCUCGCGAAACCCAUUACCGACAGCUUGGAUAUGACGCUCUUUCUCGCGGAGAGAUACCCUGAUCUGCUGCCUACCGACCAUCGGGAGCAGACCGUAAGCUAUCUCAAAGACCUCCACGCCAUCAACUACUUCUCGCUAUCAUUCGGAGACCAACCCGACAUGGCCGCAGGAAGCAUGAAAGCCAUUGACCAACGACUCGAAGCCCACGAUCUCAGCGAGAGAUACAGGGAUGCGUUGCUGUACAAGCGCAAAGUAACCCUCAAAGAGAAACAGCGCGCCGUCGAGCCCGAAGCGGCCCAACAGAAUCGUGCGACAGCCUUGGACCUGAUGACCUCCCUGGCUGGAUAUUUGUCUGAUCGGGGCCCUUGGCUGUUCGGAUCUGAUCAUCCAUCUGCCCUGGAUGCUCACUUGGUCGUUUUCAUUGCACGGAUGCAGGACGUUGGCAAGGAUGUCCUCAUCCCUGACGCUUUGCAGGCCUACGCGAGAAAGGCUUUUGCAACGGCCGAGUUCGAGGCGGCCAUGGGCGGUCGGCGCACGCUGCCAUCGAAGUAG
Exophiala viscosa is the source of this 717-nucleotide messenger RNA. RefSeq lists its product as uncharacterized. The record is from RefSeq and is a predicted model, not a curated record. The transcript has 3 exons. NCBI's taxonomy places the organism in Eukaryota, Fungi, Ascomycota, Eurotiomycetes, Chaetothyriales, Herpotrichiellaceae. The coding region runs from base 1 to 717 and encodes 238 amino acids.